Cadophora gregata is the source of this 774-nucleotide messenger RNA. RefSeq lists its product as uncharacterized. The coding region runs from base 365 to 676 and encodes 103 amino acids. The transcript has 4 exons. The record is from RefSeq and is a predicted model, not a curated record. Lineage: Eukaryota; Fungi; Ascomycota; Leotiomycetes; Helotiales; Ploettnerulaceae.
GUUUCAUGGCAGGAGACGGGAAUGCUAGGGAGAAACACGAACUUUCGUGACCAGGCUUGCUGUUUGGCAGGCUAUUCUGCUUGCAAGUGUUGCAGGGACCGAAUAGCAUUGGACCCAUAGGAGGUUUGGAAUAUGGCUUUCAAGGCGUCCAACACUACAACGACAGCGCAAUACAUUCUGGUCUCAGUUAUAUUUUCUCCCCUCACGUAUCCAUGCAUCGUCAGCUUUCUACUACGCAAGGAUUCUCCUCGUAAUAAGCUAUCGACCAUCAACAAAGAUACCUGUCAAAUCACUGCACUAUCUAGGACCCAAAGUACUCGAUCAAUAUCAUCACUUUCGCCAAGACCCACCUUCUUCAAGCACCAUGGCUUAUAGCACUUCCUCAACCACAGCCAUUGAUGGUUCUGCAGACGAAUUCGCACCCUCCCCAACCACUGCACCACCACCACGAACACAAGCCCAAAUCGCCGCAGAGGCAGCACUAUCUCGUCAACGCACCUCUAUAUUCAUAGCAGAUACUUCCUUGCCUGUUGUCACGCCCCGAACAUAUUACCAGAGCUCGACAGUUGUUCGAACCCAAGCAGCCGCAGCCCAGAUUCAAGCCUUCGAUGCAGCCUUUAACAAAGUCAAUAACGACAACAGCGAUAGUGGCAAUGUGAAUACUGGAAAGAAAUAAGCAAGUGUGGAGGAGUAAUAACCAUUGAGAUAUUCAUAAGUGAGGGAGGAAUAGAAAAUGAAUGGAAUGACGAACAACAUGUCUACUCUUAUGCCAUG